This is a messenger RNA of Carassius auratus (goldfish), 2925 nucleotides long. RefSeq names its product syntabulin (syntaxin-interacting) (gene sybu). The transcript is spliced from 8 exons. Gene Ontology annotation, cellular component: cytoplasmic microtubule. Gene Ontology annotation, biological process: axonal transport of mitochondrion; synapse maturation. Lineage: Eukaryota; Metazoa; Chordata; Actinopteri; Cypriniformes; Cyprinidae. The record is from RefSeq and is a predicted model, not a curated record. The coding region runs from base 294 to 2285 and encodes 663 amino acids.
UAGGCAGAUUCACGUCGUCCUGGCGAUGCCAGUGUCCUCAGCCUCUUCUGCUCGAGCACACACGCACACUGAUGCACUGCGAUGUGCUGUGUGGAAUAAUCUGGCUUCUCUCGCAGACUGAGGCUGAGAGUCCACCACAUCAGAUCAAAACAAAGGCUGAGGACCGGGAGAGAGCGCAUUUUGUUGUUUUGAAGCGAUACGGAGCAGCGCAUCCUUCACUCUCACUCUCUCACUCAGAGGAAUCCAUCCAGCCCAUCACGAGUUUUAUUUGAAGUAUUCCCUAAUUAAGAAGAAUGGGACCUUUUCAGACAUACGAGGUAAAAGAAAAGGGAAGCAUGCGCAGCCGUAUCCCUCGAUUUGUCCUCCACCCUUUACGUACUAAAGCAAAGGAGUCAUCAGCAUCCAACAUACCAUUGUCAGAAGAGGAGAGCAAGGAUUUUGACAUGAGCUCCCAGCACUCGAAAAGAACCAUCAGUCCCAAUAGCCUGUCCUCAGUUCCACUUGGCUUUACCUUUGCAGAUGAUACUGGAUGCCCAAGCAGUCAAUGUGCAUCGCCAACCAAGACCCCCUCAGGCUCUGACAACAGCCCACUGAGUUCACCCACUCUGGGAGAGCGCAAGGUCAAGGUGAAGAGAGUUCGGAUGAACGUAGUGGCCGAGUGGAGCGCACCCACACAGAAGCACAAGCGAGAGAAGCAACAGCAUUCACCAAUCAUAAAUAAAGGCAGUGAGACAGAUUUCAGCAUAUCUAGCAGCACUGGAAGCUACAAGACGCAUGAAACUCUACCCAGCAACUCUGCAGGGAAGAAAUCAUCUUCUCGCAGAAGUGGGCCCCACAUCAGAAGCCUGCCAGUGUUCAAACCCGCAGGAAGCCCUACUGCCCCUCGCGACACAGAGCUUUAUGCCCCAUACAGGACGCCCACCAAAGCCCCCUCCACUACUUACAGCAGUAGCAACUCCAACUCUACCAGAAGAAGAACCACUCCUGUACGCUACCAUUCUUGCGGAGACAAUCAUGGCAUCAAGCCUCCCAAUCCAGAGCAGUACCUUACCCCUUUACAGCAGAAAGAGGUAGCCAUACGACACCUCAAGACAAAACUCAGAGACUCACAGACCACAGUUUGUGACCGGGAGGCUGAGAUUGAGGAGCUGAAGUCCCAACUGGGGCGUAUGCGGGAGGACUGGAUAGAGGAGGAAUGUCACCGUGUGGAAGCUCAACUAGCUCUCAAAGAAGCACGCAAAGAGAUCAAGCAGCUGCGCCAAGUGGUGGAAACCAUGAAGAAUAGCCUCAUGGAGAAGGACAAGGGCAUCCAGAAGUAUUUCAUUGACAUAAACAUCCAAAACCGAAAGCUGGAGUCCUUGCUCCACAGCAUGGAGUUGGCACAGAAUGGCUGCAACUUACAAGAUGAGCCGUCACUGGACUUUAUCUUUGAUUCUCCAGAAAGAUCCACUACAGUCAAGUUAGAGAUGGAGCUACAUGGUGAAGAACAAGCAGUGGAAGAGAUGGCUGAUAGUGAGCUGCUGGCCAAUGACGAGAUGGCCAGCAGAGCUGAAAUUCUCGAGAAGGUUCUCAUGUCCACUGCGGUUGAUUCCAGCCAGGAUGGUGGCACCAAGAUCAUUCCCCAACCAGAGCUGUCCACCUUGGAGCCAAGUGUCUCAGAAAAGAGCACAAAGGGGCAUAUCUCAAGCAACCUCUUUGGUGCAGAAGAUAAAGGUGUCCAGACUGAUGAGAUGAUCUACACCGCUGAUCUCCAAGCCCUCCUUCUCCAGCUGCUAAAGCUCCAAGGUGGUGGCUUCCCUGGUCUUCUUAUUUCUUCUACCCAUCAAUCCCAGGAGUCACCUUCAGCACAGGUUCCCAAAAAGGUUGAGGACUUGCCUGAAGCACAAAAACCCAUAAAGGAGGAGUUACCUGAAGCACAAGUUGAAGAAGUCAAAGGUGUUGGCUCCAUUUGCAACAACACUGCCCAAAACACCAUUAAUGAUUCUAGUCUGGUCAUUUCCGAACCCAAAAUGAGUCCCCCGUUCAUGGAAGAGCUGAAUUUUGACCUGAAGAAUCCCAAGAACACCUCUAGCAUGGCAGUGGUCGGAAAAAGCCACUGGAGCAACAACUUCUUGGUCGAUCUGGUUGCUGUGGCAGCACCCGUUCUGCCCACCGUUGCGUGGCUCUACUCCCAGCACGGUUUGGUUGGAGGGGCUCCUGUGUACAACAUUGCAGCUUUAAUUCGAGGCUGUUGCAUUGUGGGAUUGCACUCGCUCCGCCAUGUCUCUCACGGGCCAGACACUUAGUGGCCCUCACCCACAGUUACAGCAAGAGCACUUAAGCGUCGUCAUCAAGUAGAAAUUGUGUUUUUGUACACCUGUGAUGAUAUGCAUACACUUAUUUUCAGUUUAGUUGCAACAUUCCUACUUUGCACUGUGUAUUUUUGAGGCACAAAGGAUGAAAUUAAGUUGAUGUAAAGGGACUUGUUUUGUCCUUCUUUGUUUUUAUUGCCCUUAUGUUUGUGUAUAUAUAUUUUUGCAUAAUCUGAUAAUCUGGGUGGGUGAUUUAUGUUGCUCGAGUUUUGUUCUUUGCUGACUGCUAUUCCCUGCUUUUUAUGAAAGUGUCAUUUAGAGUGGCAGUAGGGGUUGACUGUCAGUUGACCGUUGUUUUUGUUGUAGUUAAAAUGUCACUUGUGUUCCAAAAGAACUAAAACCUUCUGCCAAAGCUUAAAUGUGUUCAGUGUUUUGUGAAACUGUUUUUCUCUCCCUGGAGUUAGAGCUUUUACAUGUUGCUCUGCAAACCAACAAUUUCCUGUGAGCUAGCGUUGGAAAGGCAGCACUUGCCACAGUACAGCGAACACUUGUUAUGUGCCUGAGCUAUGUGCAAUAUUUUUGUUUAUAUCAGAUGUAUAUCAUUAUAUUUAUUAUUAAAGCAUGGAAAACCCCU